AUGGUCGGCAUAGAUUACAAAAAGGCUCGAAAAUUUGAAGGGGGCUCAGAUUUGGAUGUGUUUGAUCGAGUAGGCGUUUUACAGUUGCCUACAUAUGUGGAGGUACUUAACAGAGCGUUGAUGGCAAAGGCCACCCUAGUAGCAAUGAAGCAGGCUAAAGCACCAAUAAUAAAAUGGCAAAGUAAAAGAGCUGGAUCCAAUUUUCGGAAGGGCCGUUUAUCUUUCUCACACAAAAACCAAAAUAUAGGAUCUUCAAGUAGUUCAAGCCAAAGCAAUGGCUCUAUGCUAGUUUGUUCUGAAUAUGGAAAGAAGCGUAAAGACACAUGUUACCUUGCAUCUGGUGCUUGUUUUCGGUGUGGCAAGACUGGCCACAUGAUUAGAGAUUGUCCGAUGAGAUCCUAUGAUGCUAACUGUCCUGUGGCAAGUUCAGUCGGAUACACUCCUGCACCAAGAACAAAUGUGAAAACCAAUAUCAGGAGAAAAACUCUGAGGCAAGGCCGAGUGUUUGCAUUAGUACCUAGUGAUGUACAGAACACCGAGUUAGUGGUGUCAGGUCUAAUUUCUAUUUGUGCUCAACGUGCCUAUGUGUUGAUAGAUUCUAGUUCUACGCACUCUUUUGUGUCGCAUGCCUUUUCUUGA
Molecule: messenger RNA, 639 nt
Organism: Camellia sinensis
Lineage: Eukaryota; Viridiplantae; Streptophyta; Magnoliopsida; Ericales; Theaceae
Source: RefSeq, a predicted model, not a curated record